AUGGAUGCGAUUGCGGGAAAGGCUUCCGAAGCGGCUUCUGCAGCAGCUCGUACGUCGGCUGCCGUCGCGACACCGCCGCCGUUCGCCGCACCGACCGCGUCAGAGGACUUUAUCCUGGCGCUCAACUCGAUUCUGAGACUCACGUACUAUGUGUUGAGCUGGUCAGCUUCUGCUGUGAGUGUGGACGCCUGUGUGGUGUCGAUGUUCUGGUGCUAGAUCGCACACUCUAGCCUGGAUCGACGUCAUCCAAAGCGGGCUCGGGAGGUGAUGGUGCUCGCCCUGUCGUGUGCUCACGUGCGCGUGCAGCAACACGGGCGACUUGUGAUGUGUGUGAUAUCACACCGUUGACACUCGGCUCCUGAUUAACGCACCAAGAGCGACCGGCCGCUGCUGGCUCUCUGAUCGAACGAAGCGGGUUGCUAACUCCACUCUCGACUUCUCUUCGCAGUCGGCACAUCUCGCAGCCUUUGUCACCUUGACCUUGCCACGAUGGGCUUUCUUAGUCCUGCACUGGGGAGCCACGAUUACGUUGCGCUUCAACUUCAUGUCGGUCAUUAUAACGCUCUUCAUAGGCGCAACGAUCUUGUCCUACGUCUGGAAGGUGCGCUACCUCAACCGGUACACCACACUCAAGGUAGCGCCCUUGGAGAAGGAUGAGGGCUUCGACCUGUGAGUACAUCUCUAUGUGCGUCUCGCUGCACUCGCUCACAUCAGGGGCGGGAUCCAUGAAACAGGCACCCCGAUCUCGUCACCGAUCAAGCGCAACCCAGGUUCCACAACUAUCUCGACGAGGUGAGCAAAGCGCUUUUCUUGUUCCUCCCAAUCUGGACUGACGUCUCGGACCACCUACGCAAUUAGUUCUUGUCCGCAAUCAAGGUGUUUGGGUAUCUCGAAAAACCAGUUUUCCAUGAGCUUGCGCGCCAUCUACAAACCCGUCGACUCAUCGCCGGGGACACGCUCAACCUGGAUCAGGACAAGUCCUUUUACAUCGUCGUUGAUGGCUCCGUGCAAGUCUUUGCCCAGACCUCGACCUCGACGGACGGCGAGCCAGCGAGGGAUGCCUAUGACGACGAGGAUAACAACGGGUAUCAGCUGCUCAACAACGUCGAAUCAGGAGGCACAUUAUCGAGCCUGUUCACUAUCCUGUCACUCUUCACAGAGGAUGUCAAGCUGCGCUACGAGGAGAAUGAGCAUUUCAUGGGUAGCGCUUCCCAGUCGGGUGCACGCCCAUCAGCAUCCGGUGCUCGGGCACGACCCCGAAGAGCGUCCGAGGGUCGCUUUGGUGCCACUCGACCGGACCGCAACUUUGACGUCACAGACUUCCACCUCGAUGACCCUAAUUACUUACGUGAACGGAGGCCCAGCAGCGGAACUCCCUCGGGGCGCCGUUCCCGAUCUCCUCUUCGUCAAAGCUCUACACGAGUGUUCAGUCAGCCCUCGCUCGAUGGCUCGGUUGGCACCAUCAUUCCAGAGGAAGGAAGCACGGGCGAUUCGACCGAUGACGCGGAUAACGAGUCGGGCGAGUCCACGGACCGGGGUAGCGUUCCUCGCCCGUCGAUCCACCCAUUCCAUCCCGCGUCACAGUCAGGCCUAGGCCACCCGGCAGGUGCACCCGGCUUCAGCUUUGAGCCUUCGCCGCCGCAAUUCCGAGGACAGAGUUUCGAGAGUACGCACGGGAAUGGCAAGGAUGUCCCGAAGGAGCGCACCAUCGCUCGUGCCACGACCGACACGACUUUGGCCGUCAUCCCCGCCGAAGCGUUCCGACGGCUCACGAAAAAGUUUCCCAACGCCGCGGCACACAUCGUUCAAGUUAUCCUGACGCGACUGCAGCGCGUGACAUUCUUGACCGCCCACAAGUACCUCGGUCUGACCCGAGAAGUCAUCCGUACGGAGAAAGCGAUCAACGAGCUCGCGUGCUACCCCUUGCCCGAUGCAUUCUGGGAGAGUGGGGGGAUCCAUCGCUUGCGACAGCGUUUCCAGCCUGAGACGAAGCUGGCCGAAAACCCCGUCGACGAUGACCACGAUGACCUCGACUACUUUACGAUGGCCACCCCGAUCGCUGGACCCGCAAUGGGUGACGUCUUCUGGGGAAAUGACACCCAUAAAGAUCACGAAGAAGGUGUGCGCCUCAAGUACCGGCCCCCUGCGAACCGAAAGAGUCGAGGCGGGAUGUCGACGCGCAAAGCCGGAGAUCUUUUGACGAUGUCCACUCCGGCCGACGAAGAGCUGCGAUCCAUCCACUUCAGUCCACUCGCGACGCCAAGGAUCGAGCGCUCGUCUGACGGCCCGUCGCCCGUCGACGAUUUUGAUCUGCGCCAGGCCGUGAUGGAGUCUAUUUCGAAAGCGAUCGGGCUCGUUCACCAUGCUGCUACCCCAUCUGCUUCGAUUGAAGCCUCGCCCAUGGUCCGACCCACCGAAGCGGCCUCAAACUUGCAAAAAGCUGUCUUCAACUCCUCGUUCGGCUCGCUGUCGUUCCUCGGUAUGCACGCCUUUGACGACGAGUCCUCCGUCACUGGCUCCUCCAUUGCGAGCUUCUCUUCAACCGAGCUCGAGAACGAAGUGGAGGUACUGUUCUUCCCUAAGGGCAGCACCCUCGUCAAGGAAGGCGAGAAGAAUGCGGGUCUCUACUUUGUCAUUGAAGGUUUCUUGGACGUCUCGAUGCCCGAGCCGACUGCAGAUGCCACGAUCAAGAAUCAAGAGAAGACGCCGACGACUAACAUCCCGACCGCAUCUUCACAGACAUCGUCGAGCGCUCAUUCGAGGCGAAGCUCGUACGGGGCCAAGGCCAGUGGAGGUCCGACUGCGAACACACCGCUUCGACGGGGUUCGACACCGAUGGGUCGACCCAAACCCAUCCCUCGGGCGACGCAAGCCGUCGUGGACACGGGCAAGUUGCCACCCAUGAACGAAGAACCGAGUGAGAAAACCUCGACGCCCCUGUUCACGGUCAAGCCGGGUGGAAUUGCAGGUUACCUCUCGUCGCUGUCUGGCUUUCCUUCCUACGUUGACAUCACCGCCAAAACGGAAUGCUACGUCGGCUUCUUGCCGGCCAAGGCUCUGGACAGGAUCAUGGACCGCAAGCCAAUCGUACUGCUCACCUUGGCCAAGCGAUUGAUCAGUCUGCUCUCGCCGCUGAUCUUGCAUAUCGACUCGGCCUUGGACUGGCAGCAUGUCAGCGCGGGUCAAGUGAUCUACCGUCAGGGCGAGCCAGCUGACUCGUUCUACAUCGUAAGCCCUGGCUUGUCCCGAAUGCAGUGCACCUGUGCUGAUAGUCAGCUUAUCUAACCCUACGCCAGGUCAUCAACGGUCGACUGCGGUCCAUUAACGAGAAAGCAGGAGGAGGGGUGGAGAUCGAGAGCGAAUACGGUCAAGGCGAGUCGGUUGGCGAACUCGACUGCAUCACCGCAUCGACGCGUCCUUCCACGCUCCACGCCAUUCGUGACAGCGAGUUGGCGAGGAUGCCCAUGACGCUCUUCAACGCCAUCUCGGUGCGCCAUCCCCUCGUCACGAUCCAGAUCUCGCGCAUCAUCGCCGCUCGCUUGCGUUCGCAGGUCCAUGCCCGCUCGUCGGUCCCGCUUCCGCUUUCCACCGGUGGGAUGGACCGUAUGGGCAAAGACAACUUCAACCUCAAGACGGUCGCCAUUAUUCCUACGAAUCGACACGUCCCGGUGUCAGUAUUUUCGACGAAGCUCCUGCACGCGCUCGAAUCGAUGGGUGCUCUGACAAGCUAUCUCAACCAAGCUACGGUGAUGCAGGUGCUCGGGCGACAUGCGUUCAGUCGAAUGGGGACUUUGAAGCUCGCGGGGUGGUUGGCCGAAACGGAACAAAAGUACCGCAUCGUCCUCUACGUCGCCGACACGGCUGUUUCGGCGCCCUGGACGCAGACGUGCAUUCGACAGGCCGAUUGUAUUUUGCUCGUUGCUGAUGGUGGGAGUGAUCCGGGCCUGGGAGAGUACGAGAAGCUUCUUGUCAGCAUGAAGACGACGGCGAGGAAGGAGUUGAUCUUGCUGCAUUCCGAGAGGACGGUGCCGCCUGGCACAACUCGUCCUUGGCUCAAGGUAAGCUAGCUCGUCUACUUUUGAAGAGUCUCGGCUGACUAGUAUACUAGUAUUCUGACGUGUCGGACUCGCCCAGAACCGGCCCUGGAUUCAUGCACAUCACCAUAUCGAAAUGAUCGGUGCCACACCCGAGACGAUGCCAGCGCCUUUCGAUGACCCAGCGCCUGUUGUUGCGCUACGCAAGAUCGCUCGACGAGUCGAGGUCCAGAUUGGAAAGUACCGCAAGAGUACUCAAGCGCUCGAGCACUUCCGGCCACCGGCGUUGAACGACUUUGCCCGACUGGCUCGUCGAUUGUGCGGAAAAUCGAUUGGUAUCGUGUUGGGUGGUGGUGGUGCGCGAGGGAUCUCCCACAUCGGCGUGAUUCAAGCGCUCGUUGACCAAGGGAUUCCGAUCGACAUGGUCGGAGGCACAUCAAUCGGCUCCUUUGUUGGAGGUCUUUACGCUCGCGAAGGGGACCUUGUAUCGACGUAUGGCCGAGCGAAACGUUUCAGUGGUCGCAUGUCGACCUUGUGGCGUAUCCUCACCGAUCUGACUUACCCAGUGGUCGCAUAUACGACCGGUGAGUCCCAGUGUCUUAUACGUGUGGGCUCUGCUGACUUUGGCCAGUACACCUUUCCCUAGGCCACGAGUUCAACCGAGGUAUCUACAAGAGUUUCUACGACGUCCACAUCGAAGACAUGUGGCUGCCGUUCUUCUGCAACACGACGAACAUCACCCACUCGAGGAUGGAGGUGCAUACGACGGGUUAUGCGUGGCGGUACAUUCGGGCGUCCAUGUCACUGGCGGGACUGUUGCCGCCGCUUUGCGACGCUGGGGACAUGCUCGUCGACGGCGGAUACGUCGACAACUUGCCGGUCAGUUCGGCUUGUGCCAAUCAUUCCGAGCGUAAACGCAGCUUCAGUCACUGACUAUACUUGUGCACUAGGUUUCGGUCAUGCUCUCGAUGGGUGCGGCCUCGGUCUUUGCGGUCGAUGUUGGAUCGGUCGACGACACCUCGCCUCGAUCGUACGGCGAGAGCGUGUCGGGCUGGUGGCUCUUGGUGCAGCGCUGGAAUCCGUUUGCGACGCCUUCCAACAUCCCCAAUAUUACUGAGAUUCAGUCCCGGUUGACCUAGUAAGUCUGAACUUGUCGUGUCUUGUCGUCCGAUGCACACUGACUGGUUUGUUCUAUUAUUCUCCUAGCGUGUCGAGCGUGAAGAUGCUCGAGGAGGCCAAAGCGACACCUGGUGUACUUUACAUGAGGAUGCCUGUGAGCGCAAUAUACCCUUUCCACAAUCAUAAACAUUCGUGCUAACUCAUCAGGCCUGAAUCUUGCUUUCCUCUCAGGUCACACAAUUCGGGACCGUGAGUCUACGAAGUGGUGGGCUCGAGUUUCGAGACAGCAUUUGCUGACUCCUACAGUCGGCUAUCUCGCAGAUGGAGUUCAAACGCUUCGGUGAACUGUUCGAGAUUGGUCAAGCGCACGCUAAAGAGUUGUUGACCAAGUGGGGCAAGGAAGGCCAAUUGCCGACGGGCACCGUUGGCGAGAUCUCGGCGGCCAAAGUCCAAAAGAGGGGUCAUAGCAUUCGUAGAAAUUCGAUUUGA
Messenger RNA from Microbotryum saponariae, 5642 nucleotides. The record is from the annotation of a GenBank genome assembly. NCBI's taxonomy places the organism in Eukaryota, Fungi, Basidiomycota, Microbotryomycetes, Microbotryales, Microbotryaceae.